AUGAAUUCUGACUCCAACUCCAGUAGAUCUUCCUCUCCCGAUAUGGAUGGGCUGUACCACCACCUGGCUGACGGUCGACUCAACUCGGUGUCCUCCACGCAGAACGAACUCCUGCACAAAAUGGCCAGCGAGCACCUGAGCAGGCACGGCGAUAAAUCACCUGGCGGCAGCAAGUACAAGCUCAAAAAACAGAUCACCGAGGACGAGCUGCACCAGCUACGGCUGAAGAUCAACGGGCGCGAGAGGAAAAGAAUGCACGACUUGAACAUGGCCAUGGACGGGCUGCGCGAAGUCAUGCCCUACGCGCACGGCCCGUCGGUGAGGAAGCUGUCAAAGAUAGCCACGUUGCUCCUCGCCAGAAACUACAUCCUGAUGCUCAAUAGUUCCCUGGACGAGAUGAAGCGGUUGGUGGGGGAGAUCUACGGGGGACACCACUCGGCCUUUCACUGCGGGACCAUUGGCCACACCGGCGGUCACACGGCGGCCAAUCCCGCGCAUCAGGUGCAUCCCCUGCUCGGGGGCGCACUGACGUCCUCCACCUCGUCCACGCUCUCCACGACCUUACCGGGACUUACUUCCAUCCGGGCGCCGCAUUCCCUGAUGAAGACGGCCCCGGCACCUCCUCUGCAGCUGGGCGCCGGGUUCCAGCACUGGGCAGGUUUGCCAUGCCCCUGCACCAUAUGCCAGGUGCCCCCCACACCCCAUAUUCCCAUUACAUCAACGGGACUAACGAGACUCAGUGCCGAGAACAAGGAAGGGAUGAAGUGA
Engraulis encrasicolus (European anchovy) is the source of this 768-nucleotide messenger RNA. It is a transcript of the gene olig3, whose product is annotated as oligodendrocyte transcription factor 3. Bases 1 to 768 code for a protein of 255 amino acids. The record is from RefSeq and is a predicted model, not a curated record. Gene Ontology annotation, biological process: axon development; sensory organ development; positive regulation of transcription by RNA polymerase II. The transcript has a single exon. Gene Ontology annotation, cellular component: nucleus. Lineage: Eukaryota; Metazoa; Chordata; Actinopteri; Clupeiformes; Engraulidae. Gene Ontology annotation, molecular function: E-box binding; DNA-binding transcription factor activity, RNA polymerase II-specific; protein dimerization activity.